Moneuplotes crassus is the source of this 3570-nucleotide messenger RNA. Lineage: Eukaryota; Ciliophora; Spirotrichea; Euplotida; Euplotidae. The record is from the annotation of a GenBank genome assembly.
AUUAGAAUUAAGAGGAAAAUGAAUUUGUAUUCCUUAACUCUUCAGGAGAGUACCAUGAUCAACCACGCGGUUUAUGGAAACUUCUCUGGCCCCAGAAAACAUGAAAUACUCGUUGCCAAGGGAACCAUGCUUGAAUUAUUAAGACCAGAAGAAGAAAAUGGAAAAUUACAUACGGUCUAUAGGCAGGAUAUGUUCACCCAUAUUCGUAAAGUGAUUGCAUUCAGACUUACCGGACUCAAUAUUGAUUAUGCUGUUUUAGGAACAGACUCUGGAAAGCUAACUAUCUUAGAAUACAAAGAGGAAAAAGAAAGAUUUGAAGUGGUCCAUCAAGAAAUCUUUGGUAAAACAGGAGUUAGAAGAAUUGUUCCUGGAGAAUACCUUGCAGGAGACCCAAAAGGUAGAGCUGUUAUGGUAGGAGCCGUCGAAAAGCAGAAGUUUGUAUAUGUUCUAAACAGAGAAAAUGAUGAAGCAACAAUCUCCAGUCCUCUUGAGGCACAUAAGCCCAGAACCAUAGUUUUUGAUAUGUGCGGGCUUGAUGUAGGUUAUUCAAACCCAGUAUUUGCUUGACUUGAAAUUGAUUAUGGAGAGACUGAUUCUCCUUUCUCAGCAGUUAAUACAGGAAAACCGCAGAAAAAUCUUGUUCUCUAUGAACUAGAUCUUGGUUUGAAUCAUGUAAUUAGAAAUUAUUGAGAAGAAGUGGAUAUUUCAGCUCAUAUGCUUCUUCCAAUUCCAGCUGAACCAGAUGGUCCAGGAGGAGUCAUUGUUGUAUGCGAAAAUUUCAUGGUCUACAAGAAAGUAGAUCAUGAAGAUAGAGAAUGCCCUUUUGCUAGAAGAAAUGAAAUGGCACAAGACAGAAAACUUUUCAUGAUAAAUUAUACAUUGCAUAAGCAGAAGAAAAUGUUCUUCUUCAUUGUUCAAAGUGAUCACGGCGAUUUGUACAGAAUCUCCUUAAAUUUCUCGGAUGAUCAAGUACAUAGCAUCCAAUGCCAAUACUUCGAUACAAUAAGUCCUUGUAAUUCAAUAUGCUUGCUAAAAAGUGGAUUCAUUUUUGCAGCUGUUGAAUUUGGGGACCAUUUCAUGUAUCAAAUCACAAAUCUUGGAGAUAAUGAAGAAAAUCCUAUAAUCACUGACUCUUCCAUGGAAAAAGAUGCAUUAGUCUCCUUUAACGCGAGAGGGCUCAAAAAUAUCACUCCAGUAGACCAGAUUAAGAGUCUUGGAAGCAUCACAAAUAUGGAAUGAGUAGAUUUGGUUGACGAAGGAAACCCUCAAAUCUACAUCACAUGUGGAAGAGGUAGUCUCUCUAAUCUUAGAGUAGUUAGACAUGGAAUUCAAAUCCAACAGAUCGGGGAUUCUGAGAUGCCACUUCCUCCAACCGGCAUUUGGACCCUGAAAGAAAAAUUUGGAGAUGACGUUGAUAAAAUGAUGGUUGUCUCUUUUGAGACUUCUACAAUAGUCCUUGAAAUAGGAAGUACCAUCAAAGAGCUUAAUGAAACAGGAAUUGAAAAAGAAACUAAGACUAUUAUUGCUCAUCUCUUGAUUGAUGAUUCAAUCAUUCAGGUUUAUCCUAAAGGAAUCAUUCAUGUGAAACCUGAUGGAGGGAGAAACCAAUGGUCAGCUUCUUCAGGAGUUGUCACUUGAGCCUGUGCAAAUGAAAGACAAGUUGUAAUUGCACUUGAGGGAGGUGAGAUUAGAUACUUUGAGCUAGAUUCUGUGGGAACACUCCAAGAAGUAGGAUCUAAAAUAUUUGACACCGAAAUUACUUGCCUUGAUGUUGGACCUAUUCAAGAAGGAAGACAAAGAUCAAAGUUUCUAGCAGUUGGAUGAGAAGAUGUAAAAAUUCUAUCUCUUGAUCCGGAAAGUUGUCUCUCAAGAAUUUCAGUGCAAGCUCUUCCAGCACCUCCUUCCGAAGUAUGCUUGAUUGAGAUGAAGAACAACACUGGAGGUCUUGACAUGGAUCAAAGUCAACUCUUUUUACACAUUGGAUUAUCAAAUGGAGUGCUUCUUAGAGCUCAGGUCGAUCCUAUUAGUGACUCAAGAGCGAGAUAUUUGGGAACCCAACCCAUUAAACUUAGAAAAGUGAUAGUUCAAGGAGAGCCAGCUAUGAUAGCUAUUUCAUCAAGAUCUUGGCUUUGCUAUAAUUUCAUGUCAAAGUACCAAAUGUCUCCUAUGAGUAUUGAGGGCUUAACCUCAGUUGCUUCUUUCAGUUCUGAGCAAUGCAGAGAAGGAAUGAUUGGCAUCUUCGGAUCCUCUCUAAAAAUAUUCGCUGUUGAUAAGUUAGGAGAGAUGUUUAACCAGAUUACAAUGCCUCUCAUGUACACUGUCAGAGAUAUGAAAUAUGACCUGGAAAUGAAAAAGAUUUUCACUCUAGAAACAGAUCAUUUAACUUAUGACUCAAGUACAAGAGAAAUUAUUAAAAAUCAAAUUUAUGAGCAUACCGGUGAUGAAGAAUACAAAAACGUACCAGAAAACCAGAUUGGAUAUCCAAAAGCCCCAAAUGGUCAAUGGGCAUCUUGUAUUCGAGUUAUUAACCCAAUCGAUCUUACAACUGUGCAUUUAAUGGAAUUAGGUGCAAACGAAGCAGCAUUUUCAAUGUUCAUCACUGAUCGUCUUGGAGCUGGAGACACAACAUAUCUCAUUCUUGGGUCUGCCAAAAAUAUGAAGAUCAAACCCAAAAGUUGUGACUUGGGAUUCAUAUCAGUUUACUACUUCACUCAAGAUGGUGACCUCAGACUGAUGCAUAAAACUCAGACAGAAGAUUUGCCAAUGUGAUUUGAAAUAAUAGGAAACAGACUUAUAGCAGGAAUUGGGAACAUUCUCAGAGUAUACGAUCUUGGAAGAACUAAAUUGCUCAGAAAAUGUGAGAAUAGAAACUUCCAUUCUUCAAUUAAUAGAAUAAAAACUGAUGGAAGCAGGAUUUUUGCAUCUGAUCAAGCUGAUUCAGUUCAUGUGCUUAAAUAUAAACCAGAAGAUUGUCAACUCUACAUCUUUGCAGAUGAUGUAAUCCCAAGAUGGAUUACAGACUUUACAAUGCUGGAUUAUGAUACAGUGAUUGGGUCUGAUAAAUUUGAAAAUCUUUUUGUGCUAAGACUUCCACCUGGUUGUGAAGAAGACGCAGAAGAUGACCCAACUUCGACUAAAUUUAAAUGGGAGUCUGGAUACCUUUCAGGAGCUGCUUUCAAAUUUGAACAGAUUGCUCAAUAUCAUACAGGACAGCUAAUCACUUCUAUCAAAAAAUGUAGAUUAUCCUCUAUUGGAUCUGAAAUAAUCCUUUUUGGUACAUCGAUGGGUUCAAUCUGUGCCUUAAUUCCUUUCGAACUAAAGGAUGAUGUAGAUACUUUCCUUCAUCUUGAAAUGUAUUUAAGACAAGAAGCAUUACCAUUAAGCGGGAGAGAGCAUGUCUCGUUCAGAUCUCUUAAUGCUCCAGUAAAGAAUGUAGUUGAUGGAGACUUAUGCGAGCAAUUUGCUAUCCUUGGAUUCGCUAAGCAAAAGUCUCUUGCAGAAGAACUAGACAAACACCCUCUUGAAGUUCACAAAAAGUUAGAAGAAAUAAGAAAUAAGAUAAUUCAGUAA